Vicia villosa (hairy vetch) is the source of this 3372-nucleotide messenger RNA. RefSeq lists its product as uncharacterized. Gene Ontology annotation, biological process: proteolysis. The transcript has a single exon. Lineage: Eukaryota; Viridiplantae; Streptophyta; Magnoliopsida; Fabales; Fabaceae. The record is from RefSeq and is a predicted model, not a curated record. The coding region runs from base 1 to 3372 and encodes 1123 amino acids. Gene Ontology annotation, molecular function: aspartic-type endopeptidase activity.
AUGAUAUUGUUUUCCAUUUUAUUGUUCUUCUUAGUUUUGAGUUUGUCCUUUGAUAAAACCCUAGAUCUAGAAUUAAAGUUGCAGAAUCCUUUGUAUCAAUUUGGUGCUUUCAUCUUGAACCAUGGCCCCCCAAAACCACCUAACCCUAGAGAGCUAGUUGAAGAAGCUGUCAACACAGCUGACCUACAUCUUAACAUUGCUAUGCAAGAAACCCAACAACAAAUGGAUGAGAGGUUCCUUAGAACUCAUUCAAAAUUGGAUGAACUUCAUACUAGAAUGGAGAAUGACAAACAAAUUUCAGAUUCUAGAUAUGAAAACAUCCUAAGUUUGUUGACCAAACUGGCGGUUCAGGCAGAAAAACAACCAGUGGUUACUGUUCCCGCAACCACUAUUCAAAGUCCUGUUCACAGCGUGUCCACUGUUCAAAGCGGCGGCACUGUUCAUCACGCGAGCACUGUUCACGGCGCAAAGACUGUUCACGGCGCCAGCUCAUCAGGUAUAAAACAGACUCUAAAUUUUUCUUCUAUUCCCACCAGCUUUACUAUUCCCUCAGCCUUCACCCCACAACAAACCCCUAAUUUCACUCGCCCUAACUUCACCCACACAGUCACUCCUCCCAACAGCAUUCCACAAACACUUAUUUCCACUAUCCCUAGAUCUCCUUUUCAACCAUCACAUCAUUUUUUCCCCAACCAAUCUUACCUUGAACCCCCUUACUAUGUGCCACCCCCCAUCUUUACUACUACACCGUCAUUUUCCACCACACAAAUACCCCAAAUUCCUUAUUCACUAAACCAGCCCUCUACCCCUCUUCCCCCUUUUCGUACUCCCAAAUUGGAACUCACCAUGUUUGAUGGCUCCAACCCCCUUGAGUGGUUGUUUCAAGCUGAGCAAUUCUUUAAUUUUUAUAAUCUACCUCCGGAAAACCGUUUAGCCAUGAUGUCUUUUUACAUGAAGGGAGAGGCUUUAGGUUGGUUUAAAUGGAUGUUUAAAAAUAAUGAGUUGGUGGAUUGGGUUUCUUUCACUAGAGCAUUGGAAUUACGUUUCGGUCCUUCUACAUAUGCCAAUCACCAAGCUGAGUUAUUCAAACUUAAGCAGACUCAUUCUGUUGUGGAAUACCAAGCCCAAUUUGAAAAGUUGGGAAAUCAAGUCAUCGGCUUAUCGCGUGAGGCAAUCCUGAACUGUUUCAUUUCUGGUUUAAUUCCCGAAAUUCAGAGCGAAUUAGCUAUCCAUAAACCAGUAUCAAUAUCUCAAGCUAUUGGGCUUGCUAAAUUGAUCGAAUCCAAAUUACGAGAGGCCAAACCAAAAUUUCAGAAAACCUUUUCACCUAACACCAUUCGCCCAACUUCCCAAAACCCAACUACUAUUGUUUCUUCCCCCCUUACAAAACCUUUACCUACCACACAGCCAGCUAAAUUACCCAUUCGACGCCUCUCCAAUACCCAAUUACAAGAGCGUCGAGCCCAAGGUUUAUGCUUCAAUUGCGACGAAAAAUUUAUACCAGGCCACAAAUGCGCUGCUGGAAAAUUCCUAUUACUAAUUGAAGAUGAUGAACUCCCCACACCAGAACCACUAGACACUCACGUCGACUCUAUCACUUCCAUGAAUCAAGAGGACACCUAUUUCCAACUCUCUCCUCAAGCUGCCAAUGGCCAGUUCUGCCCAAAAACACUGAAAUUUCAAGGCUCCAUCAACGGACUUUCAGUCAUGAUACUUAUCGAUACGGGCAGUACCCACAAUAUUUUGCAGCCUCGUAUUGCCCAACAUCUUAAACUCCCCACACAACCUAUUCCCAAUUUCUCCGUCAUGGUAGGCAAUGGUUCUAAAUUGUCUUGUUCAGGAAUUUGCCCAACAGUCCCAAUCAAUAUACAGGAAAAUUUCUUUGAAAUUCCUUUUCAUUUACUUCCAAUUGAGGGCGCCGAUGCUGUUCUUGGAAUGGAAUGGCUUAGAACUCUCGGUCCACUAAUGGCCGAUUUCUCUAUUCCUAAAAUCUCUUUCACUCAUGAUAACCACAAGAUCACUAUCACCGGUGACUCUAAGACCCAAAUUUCCCCAUCCUCUUAUAACCAAUUUUGUCACCUUUUACACACUGACUCAGUCGCUUCACUUCACCUACUACUUUACCAACCCACACCAGAUCCACAACAGAACCCACAACAUCCACAACCUAACCCAUUUACUGACUUGCCUCCCACAAUUCCAACCAAGAUUUCCAAAAUACUUCAUUCAUACACUAAGGUUUUUACACAACCCCACGGCCUGCCCCCACCUAGACCUCAUGAUCAUAAAAUUCCCAUUCUCCCAAACACUCCUCCAAUCAAUGUAAAACCUUAUAGAUAUCCCCAUUCCCAAAAAGAUGCAAUGACUUCAAUAAUUCAAGAGAUGUUACAAGAUGGUAUCAUUAAGCCUAGCAACAGCCCAUACUCCUCCCCUGUCCUAUUAGUCAGAAAAAAGGAUGGUACUUGGCGAUUCUGCGUGGACUAUAGGGCUCUUAACGCUGUUACAGUUCGUGACCGUUUCCCCAUCCCAACUAUAGAUGAACUAUUUGAUGAAUUGGGUUCUGCAACUAUUUUUUCUAAGAUUGACUUACGAUCCGGUUAUCACCAGAUCCGGGUUCUUCCAGAGGACACUCACAAAACUGCUUUUAGAACAUUUGAUGGGCACUAUGAGUUCUUAGUGAUGCCAUUUGGCCUAACUAACGCUCCUAGUUCUUUUCAAUCUGCCAUGAACGACUUGUUGCGUCCUUACCUAAGACGGUUUGUACUAGUGUUUUUUGACGAUAUACUUAUUUAUAGCUCCAAUAUUACAGAUCAUGCAAACCAUUUAAAAUUGAUUUUAGAAUUGCUUGUUUCUAAUCAAUUUUAUGCAAAAUUAUCAAAGUGUGUGUUUGCUGUUCCUAGUGUUGCUUAUUUAGGUCAUAUUAUAUCAAGUGAAGGUGUAACCCCGGAUCCAGAAAAGAUUAAAGCUAUACUAGAGUGGCCAAGGCCUCGUUCGCUCACGACACUCAGGGGUUUUUUAGGACUCACCGGCUUUUAUAGACGUUUUGUACGUCACUACGCCUCUCUCGCCGCUCCCCUCACCGAUUUACUUCAUUCCACUAAAUUACAUUGGAGUUCUACUGCAGAGGCAGCUUUUACAUCAUUACAACAAAAAAUGACCGAAACACCAGUCUUGUGUCUUCCUGAUUUCUCUCUACCUUUCGUGCUGGAAACCGAUGCUUCCGCAAUUGCAGUUGGAGCCGUUCUGUCUCAGCAAGGACACCCAAUCGCCUUCUUCAGCAAAAAGAUGUGCAACCGCCUUCAAGCCUCCUCUGUGUACGUACGCGAGAUGUAUGCAAUCACCGAAGCUGUAAAAAAUGGCGUCAAUAUUUGA